AUGUCCCGCCCCUCCCGCACCACCGCCUACUCAGUCACCGUCGUCCACCACCACGACCAGCCCUUCUACGGCCUGAGUGGCGACACACCCGCCAGACGAAACAUCACUCUGCGUUCCCUCACCCGCAAGCGCUCCAAGACCGAGCCCCCGACGUCGCUACCACCACCUGCAAGCCCCGCCAACGACCUCGUUGCCGACCCGGAGGACAUCCCGCAAUCCAACCGCAUCAAGACCGCUGUCCAGCCCCAGCCCAUAUCGACGGAUUAUAGUACCCCCAAUGGUCCCCGGUCACCGCCCGUCGUUGUUCAGCCCGCGCCCAGUCGUCUCUCGCAACCUCUCCUCAAUGUCCCUCCGCCGCCUGGCGUCCAACCGCCCCGUCCUCCAAUGCAAAGUCGACCUGCCGCCCGCGCCGUCCUUCCCCUCCGCCCUCUGCAGCAACACCCCCACCUUGACCCCGGUACUCACUCCCGGAAGGCUCCGUCCCCGUUCCCGCUCUCUCUGCGCCAGUUCACCCUCGCUUUGUCCAAGACUCGCAACGCAAGCGCUUCUCCGGUCACACCCGUCGACCAAAUCUUGCCCACUACGCCUCUCUCGCCGCCUCCCCUGCAAGCCAACUGUCCUGCUCUGUCCAAGCCUCUGGUCCGCAAGCCCCGUCUGCCUGCUCCCCUGCGUAUGGCUCUGCACAGUGACUUUGUCCCCGAGUCUCCGCUCUACUCGCCUGUUCUCGGUCUGGGUCUCGACUUCUCUGGUACGCCCUGCAUCUCUGGACUCGGACUGCCUUCGCCGUUCCCGUUCGAUGGGCCUCUCAGUGCCAAGCCAAGCCUGCUCCCCGCUCCUCGUCAUCAGAUCCCUUCCCCCGCGCCUCUCGCUCCCGAACGCGACUUUACUGCGCUGAAGGUCCUAUCGACGGUGGGUAACUGCCCUAUGUCCGCCGCCCCUCAAGCCAUCCUGCGCGCUCGCAUCCGGCCGCCUGUCAGACUGUCCCUCCCUCGUCGGCUCUCCUACAACCGCCCCGGCUUGGCUGGUUCGCCUGGCAGCGCCGCGCCUACGCCUAAGAAGACCGCCGAAGAGCUCGCGUCCCCCGCCGUCAUCGACCCGCAGCCGGGCCCGGGACCAAAGCCCGCAGGACUACCGAGGCGGAAGGCUGGCACGCCCGCGACGCCUAACUUGCACGCGCACCUGCCGAGGAUGAUCGAGCUGGGGAGCUACUUCUGA
Molecule: messenger RNA, 1215 nt
Organism: Fomitopsis serialis
Lineage: Eukaryota; Fungi; Basidiomycota; Agaricomycetes; Polyporales; Fomitopsidaceae
Exons: 4
Coding region: 1-1215 (404 amino acids)
Source: RefSeq, a predicted model, not a curated record